AUGGUACCGGAGCUGGAAUUCAGAAAAACAUUUGACUUCACAACAAGAGUCCUGAAACUCAUUGGCAUUCCGUGCUGUUUUGAUCCUUAUCCGGCUACACUCCGAAAAAAACUAUGGACCAAUGCCGGUUUUAUAACGAGCUAUUUGAUACUGUCCUACUGCGUAAUUGGCCAAUUGGUUAACGUGACGCUGCUGCUAAUCGGUCAUCGCAAAACGAACGGUGUAAUUGAAGAAAUAGCCACUCAGGCUGCCUGCACCGGAUACUGCAUCAUCGGACUUAUCCAAAUGUACGGACUGGCGUACCAUCGAAAUCAACUGGCUUCGAUAAUCAAUGAUUGUGGCGACUUGUGGAAGGAUGCGUUUAACAACAGCUCAACCGAUCGACCGAUAAGCGAUAAUUUUUUUCGUCCUACUGUAGCCAUUAUGAAGUUUGCAGCCGUCAAUGGUAUUGUUACGGCGUCAGCUUUCAAUUUCUUACCGGUGGCAGAAAUGAUCUUCAAUCGCUGGCAAACCGGUGAAUGGCACCGUCAGCUACCGUACGUGAUAUGGUACCCGUUUGAUAAAUUCGGCGGAUGGUGGUAUUAUCCGGUUUACGUGUUCGAGAUUUAUGGAGGCUACGUGGUGGCUGGCAGUAAUGUGGGAGUCGAAUGCAUAUUCUGUUUGCUCUGUGCCCAUCUGAGCCUGCAACUAAAACUGCUAAAGACGGCGCUGGAAGAAUUGGUUGAGCCCCAAAACCACGACGGCAUGUUGAUCUGUCAGAAAAAUAUCGACGAGAAACUUCAGACGCUGAUUCGUCGUCAUCAGAAUUUGCUAAGUUACCAGAAUUCAAUCAAUGCAGUAUUUGGUCUUACAUUUUUUCUAAACCUAGUGGCAGAUUCCGUUAUCAUGUGCGCCCAAGGAUUUCUAAUUAUCACUGCUAAUUACUAUGUUGUUAUUAAAAUGACCCUUUUCAUUGGUGUUUGCCUUGUGGAAAUAUUUUUUGUUUGCUACUAUGGAAACGAAGUCAUGGAACACAGUUUACAAUUGGCUACAGCGGCCUACAACUGCAAAUGGUAUCAACAGAUAUACGGAAAUACCCAGUUUGGUAAGAAAUUGAUUCUUUUGAUUCUACGUGCCCAACACCCAAUAAUACUGAUGGCGUGGAAGUUUUGGCCAAUAACCAUCAAUACAUUUGGAAUGAUCUUAAAUGCCUCAUGGUCAUAUUUCACACUGUUGAGGACUUUAAUCACUUGA
This is a messenger RNA of Malaya genurostris, 1233 nucleotides long. Its product is annotated as odorant receptor 4-like. The transcript is spliced from 8 exons. NCBI's taxonomy places the organism in Eukaryota, Metazoa, Arthropoda, Insecta, Diptera, Culicidae. The record is from RefSeq and is a predicted model, not a curated record. Gene Ontology annotation, cellular component: plasma membrane. Gene Ontology annotation, molecular function: odorant binding; olfactory receptor activity. The coding region runs from base 1 to 1233 and encodes 410 amino acids. Gene Ontology annotation, biological process: sensory perception of smell; detection of chemical stimulus involved in sensory perception of smell.